This is a messenger RNA of Brassica rapa (field mustard), 1267 nucleotides long. Its product is annotated as probable protein phosphatase 2C 58. Gene Ontology annotation, biological process: protein dephosphorylation. The record is from RefSeq and is a predicted model, not a curated record. NCBI's taxonomy places the organism in Eukaryota, Viridiplantae, Streptophyta, Magnoliopsida, Brassicales, Brassicaceae. Gene Ontology annotation, molecular function: protein serine/threonine phosphatase activity.
AUGAAAUAUUUAUUGUGAUAAAAUAACAUAAAAAAAAGAGGGAAAAGUCGUGGGAAGAGUACGCGUUGGCAUUGGCCGAAACUGUUACUGUCACCGCCAGUUCACAUUUUCUUACAUCAAAGUCAAAGACCAUUCCUGUCAUAAAUAAACCCAUCUCUCUCUCCCUCUGGUUUUACUUGGAUCAUCUCAGACGAAGACAAAGGAGUCAAGGGUGUUUUCAAUUUCUAAGAAUGGCAGGCAGGGAAAUUCUCCAUAAGAUGAAGGCUGGGAUCUGCGGAGCAGCUCCUGACAUGGGAAGAGGCAAAAGCAAGAUGUGGAAGAACAUCACUCACGGUUUCCACUUUAUCAAGGGCAAAUCAAACCAUCCCAUGGAGGACUACGUAGUAUCCGAAUUCAAGAAAGUCGACGGCCACGAACUUGGUUUGUUUGCCAUCUUUGAUGGUCACUUGGGUCAUGAUGUUGCCAAGUACUUGCAGACUAAUCUCUUUGACAACAUUCUUCAAGAGAAGGAGUUUUGGAGUGACACGGAGAGUGCUAUAAGAAGCGCUUACAGAUCAACAGACGCAGUGAUACUUCAGCAGUCUCUCAAGCUUGGUAAAGGCGGGUCAACGGCUGUAACGGGGAUUCUAAUCGAUGGUCAGAAGCUAGUGGUUGCUAACGUUGGAGACUCGAGGGCGGUGAUGUCCAAGAACGGCGUUGCGCAUCAGCUCUCGGUUGAUCAUGAGCCAAGCAAGGAGAGGAAAGAUAUAGAGAAGCGAGGUGGCUUUGUAUCAAACAUUCCAGGGGAUGUUCCACGUGUAGAUGGACAGUUGGCGGUUGCGAGAGCGUUUGGAGAUAAGAGCUUGAAGAUACAUCUGAGCUCAGAGCCGGAUAUUACGCACCAAGCAAUUGAUGAGCAGACUGAGUUCAUCGUUUUCGCGAGUGAUGGUAUCUGGAAGGUAAUGUCGAACCAAGAAGCGGUUGAUGUGAUCAAGAGUGUUAAAGAUCCGCAAGCAGCAGCAAAGCACUUGAUAGAGGUAGCUAUAUCUAAGAAGAGCAAAGACGACAUCUCCUGUAUCGUUGUCAAGUUUCACUAGUCUCUUGUUCUUUUUUUUUUCAGAGAGCUUUUGUUUAUAAAUUACCAUCAAGUUUGCAAGAUAGAGAUGUAUUUUUAAAGUUGUCUGUAAAAUCAGUAAUGAAAUUUCCCAGAAUAUGUAAUAUAUGUUAUGUUAGUAAUGUGUUUGUUUCCUCUACAAACCACUAAUAAUAAGUUAUACCAUUUCUGAUA